Molecule: messenger RNA, 837 nt
Organism: Blepharisma stoltei
Lineage: Eukaryota; Ciliophora; Heterotrichea; Heterotrichida; Blepharismidae
Source: the annotation of a GenBank genome assembly
AUGGCGAACAAUAUAUUAGUUCAUAAAAUCCAACUUAAAAAGCCAAUUGAAUCCAGUGAGCUAUUUUAUUUUAUUCAAGGAAAUAUGAGGUUUAAUACAACUUUAAAACUGUGAAGAUAUAAUAUAGAAAGUUUCCUGCUCUCAUAUCAUUAUGAUAUUAAGUGUUCAGCCUGGAUAUUUACUCUUCCAAGAGAUGAAAAAUUAUGAUUAUUCUGUGACUUAAAUAACAGUAAUAAACUUUUUGUGAGUUUUUUAAGUAAUUACGAAUAUCAGAAAUCAAUAGGACUAAGGAGAAGCUCCUGACCAUAUUCUUAUCAAGUUGUAUAUUGUGAUGGAUAUAUUUAUACACUAGGUUGUGAUGCAUUUAGGUGCAAAAUAGUUGAUAAGUUAGGAAAUAUUAUAGAAAAUAUCAAUUGAAUUAGAAUGCCUCAUCCAAAGCGUACACAUAUGGAAUAUUUUAAUCACGAAUUUUACUCAUGCAUAGGAUAUUAUGAUAAAAUGCUAAUUACAGAAACUCGUUGAGAUUCGCUUUAUUUGUAUGAUGAAUUCAUAAAUAGCUAUUCACAACUUCCUGUGAUUCUAAGGACAGGGUGCAAAGUUUUGACCAAUCAUGAACUAAAGGUUUAUGUUAUAACAUUUUCUGGUCCGAUAUAUGUGAAUUUAAAGGGAGAUUUGGCUGUUUGAAAUAUAUUAUCAUUAAAUUUUUUCGAUACCAAUCCAUGAGCUAUGGUCACUUCUACAUACUAUAAAAACUCAUUUUAUAUUGCAAAUGAUGGGGAUUUUUAUAAAUUUGACUUUCAUAAAGAAAGCUUAGAGAAAUUAAAGCCAAAUAAUUAA